This is a messenger RNA of Vollenhovia emeryi, 11506 nucleotides long. RefSeq lists its product as uncharacterized. Lineage: Eukaryota; Metazoa; Arthropoda; Insecta; Hymenoptera; Formicidae. The record is from RefSeq and is a predicted model, not a curated record. The coding region runs from base 270 to 1454 and encodes 394 amino acids. The transcript is spliced from 6 exons.
CGGAAUCGGGAAGGUAGGACGUAGGUAGGGCGCAGCGCGACCCGCUUCCACGGGGUGAGCAGCGUCCCCGCGUGCCCGUGUGUGCAUGUGUUUCGGUUACCGUUCGUCCGUUCGCGUCGUGUCGUGUCGUGUUGUGUCGCGCGGCGCGAUAAGCGGGGCCGGGAGUUAGGCUCGCCGUCGACGACGUUGAUCGCGUCGUCCCCAGCGGCGAUGCCGACCGCCGCCGCCGCCGGCGUACGGCGCGUCGCGCUCGCGUGAGCCGCCGUCCUAUGUACAGACUCGUCGCGCACCCGGAGGGCACCGGCGAGGACGACGACGACGACGACAACGGCAGCGGGUGCCAUGCCGCGGCGCGGCCCACGAGGAACGUGGCGAACGACAACGACAGCGACGACUCCGCCGCGUCGUCCUGCCAGCUAGGACGACACGCCGCCACCGCCAAGACCGGCAGCAUGGCAGCCGAGGAGGGAAUGCUGGGUAGCGGCUUGGGCGCGAAAUUGAAAUGCCCGACCCCCAUAUCGCGGUUGAGGGUGGAGAAGAUCGAGGGCGGCCUGAUGGUGGCUGGUGUGGUGAUAGCGGCGAACUGCCAGAUCGCCCUACCGGCGUUUGGCACCCUCUUCAUGCUCGUCGGCGCCGUACUCACUGCUGCUUCUUAUCGCGGCCCCGGCGAGGACGAGGACAAGAACUCGUACGCCGCACGAAUCGCCUUUACCGGCAAUUCCCGUAUCUUGGGGCCGAUCUGCAUAGUUGUGGGCGCCCUUAUGCUCGCGCUCGGCGUACUACUCUGCAUGCUCACGAGACGGGCGAGGCGGAGGGAGCGCAGGGUGGGCUUCCACUGCCCACUUCACGGGGAUUUCUACCCUCUGAGUCCGGUCCAAGGUAUCAAGAUGCUCGGGGUAUCUGGCAAGGACGUGAGCGGGUGGCCGAAGAUCCCGUGUCUGAAAGGCCGCGCGUCCAGCAAAGGCGGAAGCGGCGCGGGAGGGCCGCACGCAGGUCCGCCGCAGUGUCCGCACUCAGUUUUGAGCAGCACCCGCAGCUCCGUGAGCAGCUCGCCUCUGAGCCCGUGCCCGACGCCCAUGCCCUUCCUGGUGACCUCGGGCUCCGUCAGUAGCGGCAUGGUGCAAAGCGUUGGGGCCAAUCUAUCGCCGGACCAAACGUUCGGAUCGAUCCGGUCGCUCUCGGUGACGAGGGAAGUCGCCAGCUUCCCCCUAUCGCGAACGCCCACGCCGCCCCCGCAGCACAGACCGUCGGCAGUCUUGGCGACAAACCCCGAGGAGCUGGUGGGCGUCGGUAGCCCCAUGAGGGAGGCCUCACCCAGGCCGGAGGUGCGCGUGGUCGCGCCGUCACAUCGGCCGACGUCCGCCCUGGCCGCGACGAACGCCGGCCACCACGCCGUCUCCACGGCGAGCCGCAAAUCCGUCAGCAUACUGCUACCCGAGCAGAACAGUGGAUGACAGCAACAACAGCAACAGCAGCUGCUGCAGCAGCAGCAGCAGCAGCAGCAACACGGCUUCGUGCACCGUUGCGACGAGCAGCCGCUCUCGAUCUGAGGAGCGUCUCACUCGUCGGCGAGAGGACGCGGUGAUGAUGAGGACUACUCGCGUCUCGCGUUACACGCCGAUCCGAUUCGGGUAACUGAGAAUUAAUUGAUCUCGUCGCGCGUCUCGGGCACGGUCUCCGCGUGUACCGGUGCGCCGGGUAAAACCUGACGGAGGCGAGUGAUUGAUGGCUGGUUAACGUCGAUUAACGUCAAUCGCGCGAGUCCGACCGGACUCUACCGUAUUGAGAGCCCCGGCCGCUUUAGAUCGCAAUCGACGGGGAGAUCCAACCCCCGAGGGGUUGGACUAUCCGUCGACAUUGGGAAACAGGGGACCUCGCGAUGGCGGCCAUCGCUUUUUUGUCGCUUGAUUAACGACACUCCGCGCGCACCGAUACUCCAAUCGAUCGUGAAUCAUCAUUGCUUAUACGGAGGCACUGCCCGAUGGUAUCUCGGAUCAGAAACCGUGCCCGGUGUCUCCGCAGUCCAAUGCUCGAUGGGCAAAUUACAUCGCGCAGGCUUAUUACGUAAUUGAAAAAAAAAAUUAAUCGCUGGGAAUUUCCCAGCGCUGUACAAUAGGAUUCGAGAGGUGGGAGGCGACGAUUGAAAAAUUGUGCGUUUCCAAGCCGCGGUGAAUCGAUCGCGCCUCGGUUCAUACCUGCUGCAUCAUUCGAGCGCUAUUGUGCAUUAUUAAUAAUGUAGAGAAGUACACAGCGCGCGCUACUGAUUAGAGGUGCUAUUUGACACGCAUGUCUUAAUCUUCGAAAAUUGCACGUUCGCGUGCAUCGCGGUGCAAAACGGAUGUGCUGCGUGAAUGGAAAUCUACCAAGUGGAUAAAAAUAUCAAACUACGGUUUAAGAAUUCAUCUUUUGCCUGGAAAGCAAAUAAAAAAUGAAUUUUCAUUCGAGAAAACCGGUACACUGAUACGCGUUCGUACCACGUCGCUCGUUAUUUAAUUAAAAGCACGUCGGUGUUUAUUUUAUACGUAACGAAAUUCGCGUGUUUUGCCAUAGGAAGAAAAACCCAUUUUGCAAAGUAGACUUGAUUCGCGGCGCUUUUAAAGUCGAUGCCGCGAUGGGGCGAGUUGGGUAACAUUUUCUUUUUAACAAAAUCAAAAUAUUAGCAGUUGUAACAAAAAUACGCAAGUAUCUGCGCGUAUCGAAUUUUUCAAACAUCGUUAUCUCUCGCACGAAAGCGAAAAGGAACAAAUACCUGAGCUGUUACUUUGAAUAAUUUUUCUAAUAAGGAAGAAGCUAUAAUUUAUUUAUUAUAUUAUAUAAUUAUAUAUAUUAUAUAAUAUAAUAUAAUAAUAUAUUAGACAGAUUAUUCUGUGUUACAAGAACUGAGUUACAAAUCGUUAAUGUUUACCUCGCAUUUAAUCGCGAGAUCGUAAACUUGCGCGCGUGUUCGCGAAUUAGUACCGCGCGCGAACAUUGUUUGCCUCUUCGCGCAUUAAGGACCAUUCUCAGCGGUACGUGGCGUCCCUCCCUCGCGCAUCGAAAGGGCUAACGUAUGGCAGGGAGACACCCAGCACGGUUUCGCACUAUCAGCGCAUUAAUUAAGUCUCAGUUAUUCUCGACUCGCGUCGAGCGAUGCGCCUUCCUAUUUACACUACCGUCAAGCUCCACCGUCUCGAACGUUUACAAUCCCGGUAGAUAUUCGUCGCAACGGGGCGCGUUUCUGGCCAAAAGUAGUCCUUAAGGUAUCCUCGCGCGAUUCAUCCCGUCUCCUCCGAGACAUCAGACACGAUCCAUCGAAGUGAGAGAGGUCGAGAUCAAUCCGAGUCCCCUCCUCCCUCGUGCUUUCGCUCCUCUGUAGCCCUCCUGUGCUGAAACGGUUCGUUAGAUCGCGAAUUAUUAGAUUUGUCGCAGCAGCACUUUAGGAUCAGUGAAAAUAUUAUAUUUUGCACAUUGUUUGUGAUUACAUCAGUUUAUUCCGCAAUCUGGAGGUUCAAUUUAUCUGAAAUUUCUCGUUAGCGACGUAAAAUAGAAGAGUAUUGACUAGGAGUAUCCUAAAUCGCAUUUAUCAGCGUAGGCGCUGUGUAUUCACAGCCCCUUAAAUCUAUCCGCUGACUCAACUUUCGAGAACGAUCCUUGGUAUUGGAGGCUGAGAGGACAAUCCUCUCUCUCUCUCUUUCUUUCUCUCUCGCGGCCGAAUCUUCGAUAUCGGUCACGAGAAUCGAUAUCGUGCAAAUUCCCGGUUGAUUCAGGUAGGUAAAUACGUUAACUAAAUAGAUAAACCGUAUGACGCUGCGGCAGAUGUUUAAAGCUCGCCUAGACUGGCCGAUAGGAUUUUCGGUCCAAUUCGCGCGGAAUCGAGGUGACGUUCUUAUUUUUAAUCCAGACGGAUUACCUCCCACCUGGUUCAUCUGAUUCAACGAGAAACACCUCACCGGCACUUAUGUUAGACAAUACAGGCUCCCCGUGCGAUCUAGCACGACAGUUCAGCCCUUUUUCCUCGAUACUGGCUUGAAAAUAAAUUAGCUUUCGUGACAACUUGUCACAACUUUCGAAAAUCCGUUUAGUUUUAAAAUAUGAUAGCGAUCAUAACUUAGAGAAACUGUGUCAUAUUUCAUAUUAAUUUGAGAAACGACGUGAAUUAUUUCUUGCGGUUGAAUGUCACUAUUAAAAUUCAAUAUAGGGUCAUUUAUCACUUGAAAUGCCACUGGCGAACAUUGGUUUCUGCGCGAUCGUAAAUAACUUACGUAAUUUCUGAAAUGAGAAACGCAUGUCUGGAGACUGAAAAGUUAUUAAUUCUGCAUAAGUAUCGGCAUCUCCGGGAAAGAAUUCUUCGAAGUAUCGACUAGGUUGAGAGUCAGGACGUAAAGUAAUUAGCGGAAUGACUGUAACCAUUGACAAUCUAUCGUAGAAGAUAUUCGCGUUGCUAAAUCUCGUGGGAAGAGACAGCGGGAGAAAGAUUUCGGGAAUACUUGAGUGAAUUAGGAGACCGAAGUUUGAUAGAUCGGCGAGGAAUCGGGACGACUGAAAAAAUUGAAGUGAUGGAGGUGCAAAAAAAGCGGCAGUUCUGCAGCAGUAAGUCCUGUACGUGUUAAAGCGACGGCGUAUGAUCUUCAGAUUUUGAAAGAAUCGAUUUAGCUAUAAUGACAAAUCUCUGUAUUUUAUUUUUCUGUCGCACGCAGAAAUAAAACAUUUAUUUGUGAUUCGGGCGACGUUACCGGUUGGAUUCGUAACGUUUGGAAAUUGAUUUCUCAGUUUUAAUAUAGUAAAUAUUUUACUUUCGGCUCCCUCGCAGAAUGUGUGUCAAACACGAAAUUGAGGUUGUUUCCAGUUGAGCUAUCAAAGCCGGUACGUUUCAUUCAAGAUAAUUUAUUAUGUACGAUCUGUUUUUUGAUAAGCUCUGUUAAAUUCUCCGUUACUGCUUGCUACAAUAUCUACAGGCCUUUCUGUUCCACAUGACGAAUUCGAACACGACAAUCAAUGAAUCGCGAAGCGUCGUUCCAUCGAGACGUUUCUAUUUCAGUAGAUCGCGAACUCGCUAAAGUCAUCGGAAUUUUGAAUUUUGCACAUACCGCCAACUCUGUCAUUCUCAAAUGUCGACUUUUCCCUCCCGAAACCCGCAAUUGGAUCGAGCACGCUUCGUAAAAAGAUGGUCGAUGUCAAAGGGACGCUUUAUUAUCUCGAUAACAAGGCGAAGAGCGAAAUUCUUCUCGCGCUGCUGGUGUUUCGCGAUGAGAAGCAAGACGAGCGCAGGUUCUAACGAGUAACACGAUCCUUAACACGACGCUGGCCCACGGCAAUCGGAUUAAGUGCUUUCGAUGGAAUUGACCGAAACUGGAUACGGGGUUUUUGUGACGCUAAUUAACACGUAUCGUUCUGAGUAUUCGCGAAAGAUUGCGCGGCAACUGGAAAUACGAGCUUUAUUACGAGAGGGGGCAAAUACUCUGCAGUGAAUAUCACGUGCACGUUUUAUCAUUAAUUAUAAAUUUGGAAAAUCCAAUUAAAUGGAGAUUACAUUUAAGAUUAUGUUACAAAAUAAUAGAGGAAUCGAAAUAAUCUAGUAAAAAUGGGGAGAAAUGUAUGUAUAUAUUAAUAUUUUUUCAAUAAUUUUAUUGAAAAAUCGCUCUUUUUUUUUACUGCUCAACGGUGGACGAGCUCUUUUCAGAAUAAGAGCAAUUCGAUUUUGCAUGUACGCACGAAGGAAUCGCUGAUGCCUUGCCAGACGAAUUUGUGCACGUAUCAACACAUUUAUACCUUUUGCAUAAUACAUACCUGGGAAAUGUAUGUGUGUUCUAUCUAAAUACGGGAAGGCAUCGGUGAUUCCUAGUGUACGUCCUAAUCGCGGCUAAGUUUAGAGGCAUAAAACCAUCGUCGGCUGAGCGAUAUCUGUUAAGAGGCGUCCCGAUGGCACUUCGUAGAAUGGUGCUAGGUGGAAUACCAGGUGAAUUUGCGUUGAUGAGUAAAUCUUAUCGUAGGAGAAACGGUGGGUACUAAUUGCAGUAGCAUAUUUAAGGUAAGCGUAGUCCUUAAGGUAAACACACACGCGUUUAUGCUCAUAACUUUCUGCUUGCUCGACGACGCCACGAUCGAUCCUCGAUGAACCGCGGACUCGAUACCCUCCUCGAGCAGGCAGCCGAGAUUUUAAGUAAGACUCUAGUCCUGUAAAUACGUAGAUAGACAAAGAUAUCGGUCGAGAAGCGUGUGACGAGGUCAGGUACCUGCCGAGCUCGUCUCACGCUUAUGAUUGUAUCGGCGAGGAUGAGAUAUCGCAGAUGUACGCGCUUUAUGAGCUUACGAUUGUACCGAGAGAAAAGGAUAUUGUUAACUCUUUGGGAUACGUUGGUACAAAGUACAGGAAUUUACUAUUUGAAUUGUUAUUUUAUAUGGAAAAGAUUGAGGGGAAAAUGUUAAAAGUCGAUCUUUUGUACCUUUUAGUUUAGAUACACUACGUAGUUUAGUUCACUACGUAAUUUAUUUUGUAGCCAGUGCAAAAAUCAGCUCGAAGAGUUAACAAAUGGAUGUAUGCGCUUCUGUCCAUCCAGACGAGUCGGAGCUGUGAAUUGCGAAAUCGCUCACGAAACGGUAUGUCGAUGUUACUCCUCCGGAAACUCCGGGCCAGCCACCAGGAUUUAAUUAUAAACGUCGUUUGUCCGUUAUUUGAAUAACGAAGAUUAAUACGGCGCAGAUGGUGGGCGAUCGGUAUAUCGAUUAUCGAAACCGCCGGGGCGGAUAAACUCGUGAACUUUCGCCAGUCCGCAAUUUCGACUCUGUUCGGGGCUUCAAAAAGUAUACGGUGCAUAAUCCGGAGAUCCGCCUACGCGCUCCAGCGUCAACGACGUGCUAAUUACUCCCCGGGUUUGAUCGAGGACCACCUGGGAAUUGAGUGACCGUCGGCCGAAACGUCACCAGCGUUUCGCCGACAACUCGAAGCGGACGCGCGCUUGAGUUUUCUGGAUAUAUUCGACAAUAUAUUUACAUUAAUCGUAACGGUCUAGUACGCAUACACGUGUAUGUAGCUCACUCAAUAGCAUUUGUUCGUGCUCUGUCGUAGGAUAAUGGCUGGAGGUGAAAGAGAUAUCGCGCGGGCGAAUAAUCGCGCAGGCGGUUCGUCGAAAUCAUUUCAUUCACGCGAGCGAGAACGAGUAGAAUCGGCGGUUGACGCCGCCCGUCUCGAGGCUGGCGUAAAUCGAAUUCCCAAAGAGAUUAUAAUCUCGGCUGUCGCGUUUUAAACUUUCGAUUCUCAGAUCGGACCAUCUGGAGAGCCACCGGCUACGGGUGUAAUCUAAUCCGGUGUAACGGUACUCGCUCGAGAUGACGUCGAUAGGAUUUUCAGGAUUUGAUUUAUGCCACCGUCGUGAUAUGCGGCCCUAAGUCACGAUAUGUAAGACGAGGGAAGCGUGUGCCAAAAAGUAGGACAAAUUUCUCUUGCGGGACGAAACGACGCUCGCGUAUCUUUUUUCCUCUGUUUUGCUCCAUUUCGUUCCACUGUUCCACUUUUGGCAGCCUAGAUAUGGCAUCUGGAAUGUAACGCAAUAUCGCUGAAAAUGAAAUCACAAUUGGACGGAUUCCAGGACGUUUCCCCGAGAAUCUCGUCGAUGCCGGUCCAAUGUCUUCGAGAUGGAACCGUGGGACCGAAUGGGCUGAGCUCGCGAAGAACUCGUGAGAGAGACACUUGUGUGGGAAAUUUGUCGAGAGCGAUGCUUUUUUUCACUAUUGAAAGAUUCGGCUCAGCAGUGGAGACGAGGCUCCUUUCAGAAUAAGAGGGAAUCAAUCUCGCACGUACGUCUUAAUCGUGGAAUUAGGUUUGACGGAAAGUUGAGAUUAAUUUUCCCGGAUCCCGAAAAGGGCUCGUUUGGCCGUUGUUCCGCCCAAAGCCUUCGAUCACUUCGGCGGCACGGGUCAGGUCGAGUCGUUUGCUAUGCUCAAGUUUCAAUAGACGGACUCGGUCCCCGCAUUCUCGCUCCGUUCUCCUCCGAUCGGUCGACUUGUUUUAUUCUCGCGAACGGUGUUAAUUUCCGAGCAGCGUGAUUCGAAACGAAUUGCUUCAACGUCGGCGAGGCUCAAGGUCGGAAAUUAACGCGACUCUCGUCGCGCUUCGUCGACGCAUCCUUCCCCCGGAUGGCGGAGAGUGCAUUCUCACGUUGGGGUAGGUGAUGGCAGAACUUCGGUUACGUAGAUAAGGGUGAUACGUUUUUUUUUCUUCUUUAGGCAAAUUGUGAUAGACCGCGUAGGCACGUAAGCCAUAAGAUUGACUAUACUAAUUACGAUUUUGAUUCUCACUUAUACGAAGCCGAUAAGCGAGCAAGUUUGCAGGGGUGCAGUUAGCCGCAGGCGAUUCGCGGUAAACUUACCGUGCCGCGACUAGAGCUGCAAUUUCUCUGCGAUCUAGUGACGAAUUCGAGAUAACGCCCUUCCCUCUUGCUCUCGUAAUUUCUCAGCUCGCGACGCUGUAACGCGAAAGCGAGCGAAAUCCGCUUAAAAAAUCGGCAUUAAAGCUGGAAAAUGAAUAGAAAUUUUUAUAAGGAAUAAAUAAUCGUUGCAAGUCUAAAUUCUUUUACCCAGAGGGAGACAAAAAAUUGUGUAACAGUGCAAUUACCUGAAAUUAUCCUCGUUCACGGAAGAUUAAGCGACCGUUGCUUGCCCGAGUCUAACGGUGUAUCCGUGAAAACGAUCUGGCAAACAGGUGAACCGCACUCGUCCGACUCUUGCUUGCCUAAAGGCUUCGCGUGACAUAGACGUAAGUGUACGACAGACGUAUCGUCAAAGUCGAAUCGAGUCCUUCCGGCGGGACUCGCGCGGCUCGCAUUCACGAUACUCCUACGAUAUAUACAUAAUUAUAUAUAUAUAUAUAUAUAUAUAUAAUUAUAGCCAAGGUAAAAUUUACGACACAUCAGGAUGAGUUUUAUAGCUGUUGAUUAUAAAGAGGCUGAUUAAGUUUAGAUAUCGUUCCAGUGUACUCGAUACAUUUGAUAUAACGCAGUUAAAGAUAUUCGUAUAGUAGACACUCGCGUUACUAUUAUUAUCAUCAUCAUCAUCAUCAUCAUCAUCACCGUAGUUAAGAUGAAUAUCCGAUAAUUUUGUCCCGUUUCUUAGGCGCGUUCGACGCGAUGCUGACGCCACGACGAAUAGAGAAUAAACGGAGUAUCGUUAGAAUAGAACGACUCAUCACCUGUUACGAUUAAAAUUGGAUAAUGUAGGUAUCAUUGCCAUUAUAUGAGUCAUCGACUCCGCAAUCUCCGUGGCUUAUGUAAAUUGAGACAAGACUAUCUAUCGCAAGGAAACGAUCGGGAAACGAUGUACCGAAAAGGACAAUUUAAAAUCUCUACAGAAAUCGAUACACGUAGGCCAUUGGAUACAGCGAGAAUUUAAUUUUGCGGGCUCGCCGCGACGGAAUUCCGCAGCAGCCGGCGCGGUUUUACAUUUACACUCGUGGGUCGACGGCAAUAAAAGGUAGCAGUUAUGGCCUAUAACGCGCGCGUAGAGGCACACCCAACCGUGUGUCGCACGCGAGGUGCCGCGGACAUACGAUCAUUUCCGUCGCGGCGCGUUGCCAGACGUCGGACCGAGCGACAUUCGUCCCGCGAGAGGACGAAAAGCUCCCUCGAGGAGAGUGACUUUUUUUUAUAUCGAACUGUCGAUCGGUUCAACGUCGUUCGACGCGCUCUUCGCUCCCGGGAUGCGCUUGAUUGGUGGGACCUGAGCAGAAUGGCUGUCUUGCACUCUUGAGACAUACAACAGUUAUUGCGCGUCACCUCAAGACACAGGCUUAAAAUAUAAAACAUUGUCUUAAGAGUAUACACUGCAAGACAGCCCUUCCGCUUAAGCCCGUGCCCAUUCGGCCAAGUGUCGUUCUCCGCCGCGAGCGGAAGCGCGCAUCGGGAGAGCAACGGAGCGACGAGCGAUCGGCGGCGUCGCGCUCGCGAGGCGAACGCGAACGAGGCGGACGUUUGAAUAUCCCCACAGGCAUUUUAACGUUUUAAGCGAGACCCAAUUAGCAUUAGUGAGAAUCGUUACGUCUGAACAUUGAUGUCAUCGUUAUCGCUGUAUGAUUAUCAUCACGCUCUUAUCCGCCGCUGCUAUCUAACGUCGUCACCGCUGGCGACGCGGUGACGAGGUGGUACACUCUAUACUCGAUAUUCUGUGUCGAUACCUACACCUAAACUGUAUAUUAACAAUGAUCACUGUGUAAGGAGUUGAAAUUCCAGUAUAAUAAAAUCGCUCUUCAUAAACUCGGCCCUCUACUUGACACGAUCCUGAUCACCGGCGCGUGACGAUGCAUUUAGGUAUGUAAUAAAGAACCAGAGUUAAGUUUCUGUAAUUACAUUCUCAGGCGUAAAAAGAGAGACGAUAUCACUAUUUUUCGAAUGCAUUCUCUGAUAUCUACUAAAUAUUGAAUAUUUUAACUCUCUCGAGAGUUAGAAGAAUUAGAACGUUCCGUUUCCUAAGGCCUGCGGACCAAGUUCCAGCAUCGUGGACACGGGCCUUUAUACAGGGUGUCCCAGGAGGAAAGGUCAAUAUUCUGGGAGGUGAUAGUGUCGGUCGUUUUAAGCAAACAUGUUCAUAUGAAUAUAUGUCCCAUUCCCCCCUGUUUCCGAGAUAGAGCUACUUGAAUGUCUCGUGCACUUAAUUUUUUUUCUGUACACUUCACCCUUUAUCUAACCUCACAAACGCCCGCGGGAAUUUACUUUUAUACGUCUGUUGACGGUUGUGCCGAUAACAUUGUAGAAAUGUUCAAAAUGACUCGCAUAUUCACAAUUGUCGAAUAUGCAGGUGUGCUGUAUGUUUACGGUUUCUGUGCUGCUGUUGAAGAAUACCGGUCGCUUUCCUACACGCAGGAUUCCGAAUCGUAAAGUGUUUUCCAAGGUUUUCAAUACAUUGCGUGAAAGUGGAACGCUUGCCAGUGUUCACGUUUUAUCUGAACGAGGACGUCAACAAAAUGUGCCCCGUCUCGGAAACAGUGGAGAAUGGGACAUGUAUUGAUAUGAGCAUUUUUGCUUAAAAUGACCGAUACUGUCACCUCCCAGAAUAUUGACCUUUCCUGCUGGAACACCCUGUACAUGAGAAUAAAAGGGAAAGUAGGUUUUAAGAGAUAUAACUUAACUUUUAUAAGAUAGUUAUAUAUAUAUUUGCUUAAAGAUAUUUACGAAAGACACAAAUCAGUUAAAUACAACCUGAUAUAACAAAUUCUUGCUAAAUCGUUCUCGCGGUUCUCAGCGCUAUUAAGAGGUGAAACGUGACUUAUCUUGGAAUGUAUCGCGACAUGUGCAACUUCGUUGCGUUUUUUUCACGAGAGACGAGGCCGGAUUGGCUCACCGAUCGACGUUGACGAUAAUGAAAGCUGAUCUAUGCUCGAAUGUCUAUCAUAAAUUUGUCAGAAGCGAGCGAUCGGGUCGUCAGGAAACGAUGGAAAAUUUUACGGUAAUUAAGGAGAUUAUAUAAUGUAUGUGUACCCGGACAUACUAUUUGUUAGUAAUUUUUUUCUCACGGAAUAAAUAUACAUCUCUUACGCAUC